Messenger RNA from Chara braunii, 1960 nucleotides. NCBI's taxonomy places the organism in Eukaryota, Viridiplantae, Streptophyta, Charophyceae, Charales, Characeae. The record is from the annotation of a GenBank genome assembly.
GGGUCAAUAAAUGAUGAAUCUCUUGAGGAGGCACCCUUCGUUGACGAAUUCCUUAUAGAAGACGAUAAUGAAGGACUACCUCCAGCUCCCAGUUGUUAUACAGCCUCAGCCAUAGCAUCGAGCAGAGAAGACUGCUGGGGAGAAAAGGAAGACCCUUACCUCCACUACCUUCUAACUCGAGAGGAUGAAGAGGAAGGAUGGUACGGGAUGGUGGAACAAGCCGCGGUUGCAGCUCAUGAGCUGGCAGAGAGUUCAAGGAUGGUUGAGCGAAGGCUGAAUGAGAUAGAGGAAGAACGAGAAGACCCUGAGCAAGAUAAAGGCGCUGAAGAAAGAUUUAGGAAGGAUGAGUAUGAUGGAGAAAAUAAGAGGAUCGGUAUGGUAAUGAGCAGUAAUCAGUUGGAUGAAUUCUAUCAUGAGAAAACAAAGAGAACCUUUAGGCUGCGUAGGGGUCACCUUUUUGUGGAUGCUAAGGAAGGACUACCACCACUGAGAGUAGUAUGUGGUAAGGAAAGGCAACUAGAUGUGAUCGCCGCACUGCAUGAGGGUCUAGCAGGGGUCCAUAGAGGAGCUGAUGCUACAUACUAUAAAGUAUCUCGACUAUAUCACUGGGAUGGUCUAAGGGAUAUGAUUAUGAGAUAUUGUAAGUCAUGUGAAGCCUGUCAGAAAAGGUCAUCUAUGAGAUUGAUUGAAACCUUAUACCCCACUGUUCUUGUUGAACCUGGCAGUACUGUUCACCUUGAUCUAAUUACUAUGCCACAUGGUAAGGAUGGAAUGAAAUAUGUAYUGAACAUGAGAGAUAACAUGUCUGGUUAUGUUGAAGCAAAAACCAUCCGUAAGAAAAUUGCAAAGACAGUGGCAGAUUGGAUCGAGGAAAUCUACCUGAGGUACCCCUUUAUACGUGAGUUUGUGGCUGAUCAGGGGUCAGAGUUCAAGAACGAGAUGGUCAGGAGGCUCAUGUUCAGACUUGGAGUCAGGAUCAGAUUUGUGACACCAUAUCAUCCUCAGGCUAAUGCACCAGUGGAAAGAGGUCACAGGACACUGAAGGAUGCUAUAUCAAAAUGGUGCCAAGGCAACUCCAGGAACUGGCCAUCUUUCUUAAGGGUGGCAAUCUAUGCUGACAAUGUGACUGUCAAACGAACUACAGGUUAUGCGCCUAUUACACUCUGGUAUGACAGGUAUGCUACUUCUCCCAUUGAGAACCUGGUUGAGACCUGGACCCAUGAGGCGCAGAGAGAGUCAUACUCCACAGAGGAGUUGCUGAGGUUAAGAAUCAGGCAGAUCAAGGAAGUGGAUGAGACCAUAAUUGAGGCCACGAAGAGGAUGUCAGACAGCAGGUUAUCUGAUCAGACACGAUGGAACAGCAAGAGGUACAUCAGGAAGGAACGACUUCAGGCUUAUCGAAAGCCUCUUUACGGAGAUCGCUUUCUCGACGUUUCCUACAUUUACUCUGGUGGGGGAGGACGUAUUGAGAUAUUGAUUGGAGCUUCAGGCGACAUCAUUCUUGCGGAGGAGCUUUACCUCAGGAGCGUCGCAGAUGAGGAGAUGGCCAGCUGCAUGACCUAUAUCUGCAAGAUUGAUCCAGCAGCGCCUCUCGAGAUCAGCUAUGUGGUUCCAGAUUCUGCUGCUGCUGCUGAUCUGCUGCUGCGACUGCGACUGCGGCUGCUGCUGCGGCUGCUGGAAGCUGCUGCUGCUGCUGUUGGUAAUGAUGAUGAAGAUGCUGCCGGUGCACCUCGUGAUGGUGGUGGUGCUGCCGCAGUUGCUGGUACUGAUGCUGCUGCUGUUGGUGGUGAUGAUGAAGAUGCUGCCAGUGCACCUGGUGACGGUGGUGGUGCUGCUGCAGUUGCUGGUACAGCUGCUGCUGCUGCUGCUGCUGCUGCUGCUGCUGCUGCUGCUGCGUGAAGUAUUGCUGCAGAUGAUUUGACCUUUCGAGCUCCUCAGGAAAUAAAUCGGUAAUGACAUC